AUGAGCCCUGCCAUCCCUGUUAUUGAUUUCGCUCCCUUCCACGAGGGCAGCAGUGAAGACCGACAGCACCUGAAGGAAGAAAUCCACCACGCUUGCAAAGACCUUGGAUUCUUCCAACUACGCAACCACACCAUUCCACCCGAACUCCAAACAGCUAUCCUAGAGCAGUCCAGGGAAUUCUUCCGUCUACCGGUGGAGACCAAGGAGAAAUACGAUAGGGACAAUGACAGCUUCAACCGCGGAUACGAACGCUUGCGAGCCCAGAACUUCGAGAAACGAUUCGCAGGUGACCUAAAGGAGAGCUUUUUUCUCGGUCGACAUCUCCCACUAGAUUAUCCGGAUGUCCAAACCGGCAAAUUCGGCCUGGGACCCAACAAGUAUCCCGCUGAAGUGACAGACCCGCAGCUCUUCCGAGACACGGUGGAUCGGUACUAUGGAGCCGUUCUCAGUCUCACAAUCGACCUUAUGACUGUCAUUGCAGAAAUGGUGGGCCUUGGUUCAGAUGCUCUACGCAGGUUCAGUACUAAGCCCAUUGCUACACUUCGCUUGCUCCACUACCCCCCUCAGGCUCCUGAUGCGUCCGAGCUGGAAAGAGGCAUCGGGGCUCACAGCGACUUUGGUGCUAUUACCAUCCUCCUGCAGGACUCUGUUGGGGGUCUACAGGUUUGGAGCCGGACGUCGAACGAGUGGGUGGACGUGGUACCUGUGCCCGGCGCAGUGGUAGUCAAUACGGGCAAUAUGAUGAUGCGUUGGACAAACGAUCGGUAUAUCUCCAACCUACACCGAGUCAUCAAUACAUCGGGAACUGCACGCUACAGCGUUCCGUUCUUCUUUGAUGGCAACGCAGAUUUCCUGGUCGAGUGCCUGGAAAGCUGCCUCGGGCCAGGCGAAAAACCCAAAUACGGCCCGAUUACUGUGAACGACUGGAUGGUUGGCCGCUAGGCGGAUACUUUUGGGGGUGGCAAGGUCAAGGGCGAAAAGGACCUUGUGAGGUUGGAGUAACUACACCAGGAUACAUAUGGUCAAGGCAAAAGCCUCAUGGCAAUAACGCACGGUUCUUUCUAUCAACCGCGGAGAAGCAUGAGGAUCCUAGGCUUAAUUCUACCUCAAGGAUGGAUAGUCACAUACCCAAAC
Molecule: messenger RNA, 1134 nt
Organism: Aspergillus neoniger CBS 115656
Lineage: Eukaryota; Fungi; Ascomycota; Eurotiomycetes; Eurotiales; Aspergillaceae
Product: isopenicillin N synthase family dioxygenase
Exons: 4
Coding region: 1-942 (313 amino acids)
Molecular function (GO): dioxygenase activity
Source: RefSeq, a predicted model, not a curated record